AUGCCAUUAGCAAACUUAACAGUACCUUGGAAUCAACAGCAUGUUUCCGAGCAGCAAACACCUGAUGUAGAUCCAACAGACCAUCACCCAGACAAUCACCCACUGUCGAUAUCAGCUAUGGCACAAUCCAACAUUGAUAUGGAUAAUAAUCAUUCAUCAUCGUCAAUUAACAGUGCCGCUUGUACUGUCAACUCAAAUGUUAAUAAUGGGUGUGUUGUUGAUUCGCAUGAGAUUGAAGUCUGCGAGCUUGUAAGAGAUGGCCAUGAAAAAGCUGAUCCAAGUCACUUCGAUUUGCUUAAAGUUCUCGGUCAGGGCUCUUUCGGAAAAGUUUUUUUAGUCAGGAAAGUUGUCGGGAAAGAUAAAGGAACUUUGUAUGCUAUGAAAGUUUUGAAAAAAGCAACACUUAAAGUGCGAGAUAGGGUCAGAACUAAAACAGAAAGAAAUAUUCUAGUAGAUGUUGAACAUCCAUUUAUUGUACGUUUACACUAUGCCUUCCAAACGGAAGGUAAAUUAUAUUUAAUCCUCGAUUUUUUGAGAGGUGGUGAUCUUUUUUCACGUCUGUCCAAAGAGGUAAUGUUUACUGAAGAAGAUGUCAAAUUUUAUUUAGCUGAAUUAGCACUAGCAUUAGAUCAUAUCCAUAAACUUGGGAUUAUUUAUAGAGACUUAAAACCUGAAAAUAUUCUAUUAGACGCCGAUGGACACAUGUCUUUAACUGAUUUCGGAUUAAGCAAGCAGCCAUUAGAUGACACUAAAACUUCGUACUCAUUUUGUGGAACUAUUGAGUAUAUGGCACCAGAAGUUGUUAAUCGUCAAGGACAUUCAUUUGCUGCUGACUGGUGGAGCUUUGGUGUUUUAAUGUUUGAAAUGCUAACGGGAGCACUGCCAUUCCAAGGCGUAAACCGAAAAGAAACAAUGACUCAAAUUCUAAAAGCUAAGCUUGGAAUGCCCUACAAUAUAUCUCAAGACGCCCAAGCACUUUUGCGUGUCCUCUUCAAAAGAAAUCCAGCAAAUCGGAUUGGGAGCAACGGAGUCGAAGAAAUAAAAAGCCAUCCAUUUUUCUCGUCGAUAGACUGGGAGGCUUUGUACCGAAAAGAAGUAGUCCCGCCUUUCAAGCCAGCAGUGAGUCGCGAAGACGACGCAUUUUGCUUCGACAGCGAAUUCACGUGCAAGACACCUAGAGACUCUCCAGGUCUUCCACCGAGUGCAAACGCCCAUGAAUUAUUCCGCGGGUUUAGUUUUGUAGCUCCGGGAGACACCGCAAGUGACAUAUUAAAUCGCAUUGGCCUCGGUUUCGUGAAUGUCGACAACGGUAUCUGGACACAUAUAUCCACCGAAGCUAAAGACCUUGUUCUCAGAAUGCUACAUAUCGAUCCACACAGGAGACCAACAGCUGCGGCUAUAUUAAAAUACUCGUGGAUCGCAAAUCGCCAUCGUCUUCCGCAAAAAUACUUGCCUGAAGCUGUUAUCGAUCCUUUGAGUCUCAAGACUGCAGUAGCAGAGACUUACAAAGCAAUGUCGAAUAAUCCAAGAUCGCCACACAUUGGGCCAGUUGUCAUGUCCGAAUUAGCCCGGCGACGAACUCAGGCCAAACCAGGAGAUUUAUUUUUUUUUUCUUUAAAAUUUUAA
Messenger RNA from Cotesia congregata, 1626 nucleotides. The record is from the annotation of a GenBank genome assembly. NCBI's taxonomy places the organism in Eukaryota, Metazoa, Arthropoda, Insecta, Hymenoptera, Braconidae.